Molecule: messenger RNA, 1153 nt
Organism: Elaeis guineensis (African oil palm)
Lineage: Eukaryota; Viridiplantae; Streptophyta; Magnoliopsida; Arecales; Arecaceae
Source: RefSeq, a predicted model, not a curated record
UCCCACCCCUACAACUCCAAUAUAUGAGACCGCCCUCCGCUUUCUUCUCCGGCCCAUCCGCCUCUCUCAGACUCGGCGCCCCUGUUCCCGGAGGCGCGCCGCCCCACGGACAUUACUUCGUCCCGAUUAUAAAUAUCUCGAGGGGCUUCUCCGCACUCCUGCACCCUUGUUCGCUUCCUCCGCCGCCUCCGGAGAUGAUGCCGUACGAGACGAUCGCCGCCGCGGAGGCGGCGCUGGGUCGCAACCUGACCGCCGCGGAGACCAUCUGGUUCCACUACUCCGCCAAGAUGCCCGACAGCCUCCUCUACUUCCACAACUACAUUUUUCUCUUCAUCGUCUUCACUCUCGUACCCCUUCCCCUCGCCGUCCUGGAGCUCCGCCUCCCCUCCGCCCUCGUCCCCUACAAGCUCCAGCCCAUGGUCCAACUCCCCCCGGCCUCCUUCUUCAGGUGCUACAAGGACGUCUUGCGCAGCUUUCUCCUCGUCGUCGGGCCCCUCCAGCUCUUCUCCUACCCCAUCAUCAAGGUCUCACUUCACUACACCCCUACGCCCGCACAACCCCCACCCCACCUUCAAGGGCUUUCUAGGUUUGUGGGGAUACGGACGGGGCUGCCGCUGCCCUCGGCGGCGGAGAUGGCGGCGCAGUUGGCGGUGUACUUCCUGGUGGAGGACUACGGGAACUACUGGAUCCACCGGCUGCUGCACGGGCCGUGGGGGUACGAGAAGAUCCACCGAGUCCACCACGAGUUCACGGCGCCGAUCGGAUUCGCCGCGCCCUAUGCCCACUGGGCCGAGGUCCUUAUCCUCGGGAUCCCAUCCUUCGUCGGUCCCGCCAUCGCCCCGUGCCACAUGAUCACCUUCUGGCUCUGGAUCAUUCUCCGCCAGGUUGAGGCCAUCGAGACCCACAGCGGCUAUGAGUUCCCUCUAAAUCCCACAAAAUACAUCCCGUUUUAUGGAGGGGCAGAGUACCAUGAUUAUCAUCAUUAUGUAGGAAGCCGGAGCCAGAGUAACUUUGCUUCUGUCUUUACCUACUGUGACUACAUAUAUGGAACUGACAAGGGUUACAGAUAUUACAAGGCCACCUUGCAAAGGUAGUUCUACUUCUACCUCUCCUUGCGAGUAUCUCUACAUAUUAUGUGUCUUCAUUCUACAAG